Messenger RNA from Entelurus aequoreus (snake pipefish), 4506 nucleotides. RefSeq names its product brain-enriched guanylate kinase-associated protein. Gene Ontology annotation, cellular component: synapse. The transcript has 7 exons. The record is from RefSeq and is a predicted model, not a curated record. Bases 247 to 2667 code for a protein of 806 amino acids. Lineage: Eukaryota; Metazoa; Chordata; Actinopteri; Syngnathiformes; Syngnathidae.
CAGCAGUCCACCUUGCGGCACCGCUUCCCCUCACCUCCUCUUCAGGCGCCACCACCCCCACCAUCAACCCUGGCGUCUUUGCAUUCAACCCCAACAAACCUUCCAACACCACCGCCACCUACAAACUUGUGGUACACCCCAACAUCCAACCUGCAUACCAUCAAUGAAUGUGAUCCAAAGGACAUCAGCUCCUUCCAACAAUGGAGCAAGACACUGCCCAGCUGUAAGAUCUUAGAACCAGCGGACAUGAUGAGGAAAAUGAAAGGAGAGAGUCCCUCGUACCGAGAGCACGGCUUGGAGCUGUGCACAAAGAUACAGUCGCAGCCCUCCACCGGGAGGCUUUAUCUGGAGACAGACAUUGACAGAGUGAGGCAACUUGAUGAACUCGCAGCUAAUGGUACCCUGAUACAAGAGAGGAAUAAGAAACAUGUGGAGAAGGCUACGGAAGACAAAAGUCAUUGGGAGAGAAAUGGAAUCUUGGGUGGAGAGAAAAGGACGGAAAAUGUUUGGGAAAAAGAGAGGCUGACAGAAAGAGGUAAAGAGAAGGAGAAGAAAGUUGUCGGCUUUGAGCCUAAGUGGACCUCCAAUGGAAAAAGUAACCCGUGCCCGGUCUUCAAGUGGCCAGAAGGAUUUCCAAGAAUGUCCUAUAGGUCCAUCUCACUACCCAGAGCGGUCAAUAUCACUGAUUCUGAUGGAGAGAUGCAACGUGACAUGAGCUCUUUCCACGACCACAAGGAGGACCUACGCAAGCGUCUGUCCUACACCACGCACAAGCUAGAGAUGGUGGAGACCGAGUUUGACUCCACCCGCCAGUACCUGGAGACGGAGCUGCGGCGGGCUCAGGAGGAACUGGAGAAGUUUACGGAAAAACUGCGCAGGAUCCAGAGCAGCUAUGCAGCUCUACAGAGGAUCAAUCAGGAUUUGGAGGACAAGAUGCACAGGACGUCUCAGCACCAUGAAGAGGAGAAGAGAGCACUUAGCCGGGAGAUCAUUGUCCUCAACAACCACCUCAUGGAGGCAAAGCUGAAUAUAAAUAAACUCAAGGAGGACAACGACCUGUACAGGAAAGACUGCAACCUUGCUGCCCAGCUGCUGCAGUGCUCCAAGUCUCAUUACAGAGCUCACAAGAUGUCUGAGCUGCCACUGGACUUUCAGGAGCGCAUCACUUCCCACAUGGAGAAACAUAAUCAGGGCGGUGAAGCGGCCAUGGCCAUGUGCCACUCCAAUUAUUCUGAUGCUGUGCCCACAGCCGUCAUUGCCAAGCUCCUUGAAAAGCCAGAACCAGGAAACAGUGGCCUCAUUACUCGAUCCCUCAGCCCUCGCCCGCAGGAAGGAGACUCGAUGACGGGAACAGGAACGAAUGAUCACUUCAACCGCCGCAAUACAUACAAGACCUCUGACCUGUACUGCAGUGAUACGGCCCUCUAUUGCCCUGAACGCUGGCAGGAUACAGAUCGCCGGCAGAGUAUGGACCUUCACGGCACUGUUGUGCACCAGCUUCACGCCCAGAACUCCACUGACAGCAAUCCAGAUGAGGAGGCCUACCCCUCGGGGAGCUUCUCCAAUCAUGAGCCACCAUCGCCUUUCCACCACCAUGACGAGUUCAGUGCCACAAGCCUCCCCGCCUCCAGUUCCUACUCCAGUUUCAGCCUUGCCUCAGACGAUAAAGGCGGACUAGGGGGUGCACGCACGGCCAGUAGCACUUUAUCUACUUCCCACCAGGGUUUGUACUUAGACUGGCGGGAUGGCGGCAGUGGGGAGUAUGACCGUAAAAGCAUGUCUUCCUACGAUAAAGACAGCCCAGGUUUCCCUAAGUCUAACAGCAUUCAGCACAUCAUCACAUCGAGAAGCCCUCAGAAGGGCACCACGCCAGCAUACGCCAGGCCAGCCUCUUGCCUCAGUGAACCAUACCACUCCAGCAGCCCUCGCCUGGCCUCCUCUCACAGCAUGGGGUCUACAACCGGCCUAGGUCAGGCACAGGGAGGACCUCUGGAUAGCAGAGCUGACAGCCACGCGGCAGAGGAUGACCUAAGCAGCCGGUGGAGACAGCUGAGUGUAGAAGACAUCAACGCGUUCUCGCCUUCCUACCGUAACGUCACAGGACGGGUCUCCCCGUACAGUUUCUCAGAGUGCCAUUAUGCCGUGGGCCCCUCGAGCAAGGCCAAAGGAUUGCUCUACAGCAGCUUCCAAGAGGGAGAUGACGUCUUCCACAGCCACAUGCUGGACCAGCGUUUUGCUCCUUCGCCCAGCCGCAGCCCCAAACUUCCACCUGUAGAACUUCGCAAACAGAAAAAAACGUCUGCGCUGUAUCGAGCCCAGGACGGCAACCCGGACAGCUUGGUCCUCUCAGGAAGUUCUAAAGACAAGGAGGGCGGAGGGGGAGUGACGGCGGCGGGCGGCAAUGCCAAGAAAGACUAUGUCAAUCUGAGCGCCGGAAGCUCGGCCGAGUCCUUACACCAAAGCUCCUUAGAAGCCUCCAGUCUUCAGCAUUACCCGAGUCCCAGGCCGAAGGUCAGGCCCCGCCCGAGCUCCAGCUCUGCCCUCAGUGCCGUCGGCCCCGCACUGCCGAAAAAGACCUCACCAAGAUACCAAAAAUUUGGCAGCACGGGGCUGACGAGGAAAGACAGUCUGACCAAGGCGCAGCUCUACGGCACGCUGCUGAACUGACGCGACGAGGGAGAGCUUGUCGUUUAUGCAUGACGAUGAUGAUAACUAGCCUUCUGUACUGUAUGUCUUAAAUGUCUGCUGCAGCAUACUUGGUGUGAAAAGAGUGUCCGUUGAUGUUUUAUGUAUCUCAGCCAAGGCAUGUUCGAUGCAGUCUGCGACAUUUACUUUCUAUUGUACGUCAUAAUUAAAGUAUAGCUAGAGUACUCGAGACCCACUAUGGUGUAGCAAUUCUGUGACGUUUCAGUUUAAUGAUGGUAUUUAGAACCACUGGGAUAAAAGACAGACCAUGAACAUACUGUGCUUUCUCACAUAACUUUGGUACUGUUAGUAAUACCAGCAAAAAAUUGUUACACCUACUGUAUAACAGAAGCAUGUACGAUGUGAUGAAAACAUCCUACAGUGUGGGAGUGGUAAUGUUAUCCAUCAUGUCAUAGGGACCUACUUCAUAGCAUAAUGGAUUAUGCUAAAUAUGUAUCUCAUUAUAAGUGUAUAGCCAACCUUCGAUAUAUAUUUUUUUUGUUUAUCUUAAUAAUUUGAUCAGAAAAUUGUUAUAAUAGGGAAAACCUAAAAAAAUAGGAAAGUAAAACUAUUAAUUGUAAUGCAGUGGUUCAGACGCAAGCUUUUUAACAUGACUCAAGCAGCAUUUUGUUCUUAUUUCUAUAUCUAAAAUUAGAUAUUGACAUGUAAUGUUGCAUUGCACAGUCGAUAGUCGCAUACCAGGACACUUGUGAAAAUUGCCUUAAUUCUGUUUAGUGGACACACAACAUUUGCAGCAUGAAAUAAGUGUAGGUACUCUAUAGCUGAUGUAUUCUUACUGUACAUACUCUAGUGUCUUCUUCCUGCUUGACAUAACGACAGGAGUGAGUCUCUUGUACGACUGGGAACACUGUGUGAUCACAUUUCAUUCUGGUCCGUUUGGCUGUACACCAUAGAACAAUAGAAAGUCAAUACACUUAUGAGGCGCACCCCAGGAUGAAUCGUUAAUUUGUCUUUUUAGGAUUUGUGAAAUAAGACGAGUGCUAUAAAAAACAUAAAUGCGACCAAAAUUGCAAUCAAGUGUAUCCAAUUAGACUUUCACACCAGAUUUUUACAAACGCUUGAUAAAUAAUGAGAUCACAAGUCAUUAUUUUGAUACGGAUUCCCAUUAUUUUGAGUGGUAAGUCCAUAUUUCCCUUUGGAGAGCACAACAUUUAAAUGACAGAGGAUAUUUGUAUCUUUACAAUUGCAGAAGUGGGCUUCCAUCGUUAAGUUCAAUAAGUAAAGCGAAACUCAGCGUCACCCCAGAAAAAGACUUUAGUAGCUUUUCUCUGCUUGCUUUUACCUCAAAGAGGAAAGGCAUAAGAAACUAUCAAAAAUACUUAAAAUAAGAUUAUUUUGUGGAUUGUCAUGUUUCUACCUCUCCCAUUUUUGAAAACACUGGCUUCUGGCUGUUUUAAAUUGGUUGAAAUUGCAACUGCUAAAUGUAAAAACUGCAGCACUAAAGUUUCUCCAGUCAUUAUCAAAAUAAUUAAGAACAAUAUUGAUUUUUUUUUAAGGGAUGUAGUGUAUAGAGAAAGAGAUACACACUAAAUGCAUCUAUACACAACUCUUCUACCGAUACGACUGUUUUCUAUUCUGUUGAUAUUAUAUUGUUGGAAUGUGUUGACCCCUGGUCGAGGAGGCACAAGUGCUUUCUGGCCAGUCCUACCUCCAAAACUGCCCCAGUAACCACAGACCUGAAUGUCAACAUGUCUGUCUGAUGCAUGAUUAUAUAUUUUUGAUGUAUUUAUUUAAUAAAGAUGAGUGUUGGGAAAUACAAUACGGACCUUCAUGCUUUGCUUUUGAAAAUUCAGAUUUUCU